Cuculus canorus (common cuckoo) is the source of this 770-nucleotide messenger RNA. RefSeq names its product RAB13, member RAS oncogene family (gene RAB13). The record is from RefSeq and is a predicted model, not a curated record. Bases 141 to 755 code for a protein of 204 amino acids. Gene Ontology annotation, molecular function: GTP binding; GTPase activity. The transcript has 9 exons. Lineage: Eukaryota; Metazoa; Chordata; Aves; Cuculiformes; Cuculidae. Gene Ontology annotation, biological process: regulation of exocytosis; cellular response to insulin stimulus; Golgi vesicle fusion to target membrane. Gene Ontology annotation, cellular component: plasma membrane; synaptic vesicle; endosome.
GUCUCGUGUCCGCCUCCGGGGACAGCGUCCGUGACGUCGCCGUUCUCGCGGUGACGUCACGGUGGGUGUGACGUCACGAGGGGCAGGCGGGGCUCGGGGCAGAGUCCCCGCCCCGGUGGCGGCGGCGGCGGGCGGGGGCCAUGGCCAAGGCGUACGACCACCUCUUCAAGCUGCUGCUGAUCGGGGACAGCGGCGUGGGCAAGACCUGCCUGGUCAUCCGCUUCGCCGAGGACAGCUUCUCCAGCACCUACAUCUCCACCAUCGGGAUCGACUUCAAGAUCCGGACGGUGGACAUUGAUGGGAAGAAGAUCAAGCUGCAGGUCUGGGACACAGCGGGACAAGAGCGCUUCAAAACCAUCACCACCGCGUAUUAUCGGGGAGCCAUGGGCAUCGUCCUGGUGUAUGAUAUCACUGACGAGAAAUCCUUCGAGAACAUCCAGAACUGGAUGAAAAGCAUCAAGGAGAACGCCUACGCCGGUGUCGAGCGACUCCUCAUCGGCAACAAGUGCGACAUGGAGGGCAAACGCAAGGUGCAGCGGGAGGAGGCCGAGAAGCUGGCAAAGGAGCACGGGAUCCGCUUCUUCGAGACCAGCGCCAAGUCCAGCGUCAACGUGGAGAAGGCGUUCUGCACACUGGCACGGGACAUCCUGCAGAAAUACUCACGGAAAGCGGCUCCUGGCAGCAGCCGGCCCCUGCUGGAGCCCGGCCCCCCCAGGAAAGCCGGGGGGAAAUGCUCCUUGGGUGUAAGCGUAUAAACUAGAAGCCACGCC